This is a messenger RNA of Calliphora vicina (urban bluebottle blowfly), 2094 nucleotides long. RefSeq names its product nuclear transcription factor Y subunit gamma-like. Bases 1 to 2088 code for a protein of 695 amino acids. The transcript is spliced from 2 exons. The record is from RefSeq and is a predicted model, not a curated record. Lineage: Eukaryota; Metazoa; Arthropoda; Insecta; Diptera; Calliphoridae. Gene Ontology annotation, biological process: regulation of transcription by RNA polymerase II; response to xenobiotic stimulus; xenobiotic metabolic process. Gene Ontology annotation, cellular component: nucleus; aryl hydrocarbon receptor complex. Gene Ontology annotation, molecular function: nuclear receptor activity; transcription cis-regulatory region binding.
AUGCAACAACGACGACGACAGCUGCUACCACAGCGACUGCUACGAACUUUAAUACAGACUUACAAUUGCAACAUCACCACCAACAACAACAACAACAGCAACAGUUACAAUUACAACAGCAACAGUUACAAGCACCAAUUACAUCAACAGCAACAACAGCAACAAAUUGGCAAUAGUUCUUCCACUUCUGCUUCUACUUCUCUAACUACUACUCCUCUCUCUUCUAACGCUAGCAAUCUCAUGCCAUCAACGCCCUCCCUACCCAUAGGACACUUGACCAAUACCACAAAUGCCAUUGCACCAGCAACUUCAAUACAAUUAAGCACUAAUUUGACAUUUGCCACCAGUCCCCCCAUUGAACAAACAGCCAAAACUAAUCACGAAAAUAUUUACGGACAGACCAGAAAUCUUAAUUUUAAACAGAAUAACUCGCCUCCUGUGCCCCCUCACAGCUCCUCACAUCAUAAUCAGGCUCAUUUUAAAUCAGGCCACCAAAAUCAUCAUCAACAUCAUCAACAUCAUCGUCAUCAUUCACAUCACUCCCAUCAGCAUCAACAUCAGCAUCGUCGAUCUCAUCAUCAUGGUUCUUAUGGUUGCCUUAUGCAUUCCUCUCACCCCUCUGCCCGCUCUACGCCCGGAGAAUUUCGUUUUAAAACUCACGAACCGCUCUAUGAUGAUUUCGACAGCAGACACUCCAAACAUUUCCGACCUUCACGCAGGUCCUCUUCCACCACUGCCCAAAUCGAUAAUAAUUGUAAUUGCGUUAGUUGCUAUACACUAGCUCCGCUCUUUGGAGCUCCCACACCCAAACGACCGCCCAGAAGUUUAAGCCAACAACAGCUGAGGCAACAUCAACGUUUGAGUGGAGCCAAAAAUCUUUACAAAAACGAAUUAAAACGAGGCGUUGUCAAGUGGUGCAGUGACAGUGACGUUUCCCUGCUGGGCCGUGAAGACCAAGAACAGAGCGAAGGCACCGAUGACUAUAGGGCUUAUGCAAAUCGUAAAGCCUGCUAUGACGAUUCAUACAACUAUGACGAUUUCAAUUUAGAUCAAGAUUUUGAUAUAGAAAAUUUUACUUUAACACAAUUGGACUAUAAAAAACAAAUGCAAAAACCGAACAACCAAAAAUUCAAUGGUUAUGCGGCUAGACAUAAUAAGUAUCCGUCAGCUAAUGACAGUCAACCACAUCCUUUAACGGAUGGCUAUGUGGACAAGGCCAGAUUAAGACAGAUAAGAUCACCCACGCCCAAACGAAAAGAAUCAUUACAAUCUAAAGAGGGCAAAUCGAAAAACCCCUUGUACAAACCCUCCUCAAAUCUACUGGCAAUGCGCAAUAAAUCACAGAGUACCGAAAGUUUUUUUGAACAACCUCACGAUGAGGGUACGAUUUAUAUGUAUGGCGGACGUAAACGCAUAGUAAAGGCUCCCUCUGCCACCAAUAUCUAUGAUCGCAUUAAAAGUCAGGGAGAUUUAACCCACAAACAAGCUCAAAAAUACAAUUCACAAAUGAAUUUACACUACGAACAGCGUAAACCAUUUUCAAAGCUUGCGGAUCGGAAUGAUCAUGACACUUUGAAACCCCUAGUACCGCCUCCUCUGUGGAGAGGAGCUAAGAGAAUGAAUCUUAAGGGUUUGGUUAGUGCAAAAUUGAAUAAUUUUCAAGCUUUAGAUCACAAUAACAAUAAUGUCAGCACAACUAGACAAGACGCUAAAAUCAAUAAUCUUCAAAGAUCUGAAGAGACGAACAAGACUGCUAUGAACCCCAGCAAUGGGGGUUUGACUAAUAACGGUAGUAAUAACGGUAAUAAGACAACGAUACACACAACACACAACCACCACUUUAACGCCGACUCAAAACACAAACAAAAUGAUAAUGAAACGGCCCAACAACAGCAACACCAUCACCACCAACAGCAACAACAUCAACAAAACAUGGAGCAACUACAACAACAGCAGCAACCACAAUUUAGAAUUGGUCGCUCCUCUAGUCGCGUUGACCUUAGUGACAUGGAAUCGAUUUAUGGUUAUUUAAAACCUCGUAAACCCCGAAGUUUAAGCAUGAAGAAAAUACAAAUACUCGAUUAUUGAACAAAU